AUGAAGAAAUGUUUGCCGGGCUAUGACAAUGAUUGGGCCUUCUCAUUAUCACCUUCUUAUCUCAUGCACGUAGAUAGAAUCAUAAUGGGCGAGUUCAUGAGAAUUCCAAGUGAGGAAUCACUUUCAGAUACCUCCCCAUUAAAAUCCAAAUACGGGAGGUCUGCUACCGACUGCUAUACGUCACCACCGACUGCAAGUGAUCCAUAUAGGUACAUGCUGGGAUUUGGAAAUUUAUUUGUAUCCGAAGCAGUACCAGGAACUCUGCCAGAAGGAGGUCGAAAUGUGCCCCAGAGAUGUGCUUUUGGUCUUUAUUCGGAGCAGUUGAAUGGUACAUCGUUCAUAUCGUCGCGACAGACAUUGCAACAUGUAUGGAUGUAUCGCAUACGACCGUCGGUGGCGCAUCGCCCGCUACAAUGCAUGGCGGCGAACGACGAUAUUGAAGCUUGCUUCUCUCCCUCAAAUCAGUGCAUAAAAUAUACUCCUCUUAGCUACACCUGGGGUCCUCUCGAAAUUCCAGAAUCAAUGACCCGAACGACAUUCUUAUCUGGACUGAAAACAAUGGGUGGCCAUGGUGACCCAACUAACAAAGAAGGAAUAGCAAUCCACAUGUACGCAGCAAACGCGAGUAUGGAAAACGAGGCGUUUUGCAACAAUGAUGGCGACUUUUUGAUUAUACCAAGUGAGGGAGCUUUAGAUAUACAAACCGAGCUCGGGCGAAUGAUGGUUACUCCUGGUGAAGUCUGUGUCAUUCAAGCUGGUAUUAGAUGGAAGGUUAAUCUACCACGUGGCAAGGCAAGGGGCUAUGUGCAAGAGAUCUUUGGAAGCCAUUAUGAAUUGCCUGAGCUCGGUCCCCUGGGUAGCAAUGGAAUGGCGCUUCCUCGGGAUUUUGAAACACCAGUGGCGAGUUUUGAUAUCGACGAGACAAAGUGGACUAUAAUUCACAAAUUGACCGGAGACUUGUUCAGUUAUGAACAGGCCUGGACGCCCUUUGAUGUAGUGGCAUGGCAUGGAAAUUAUGCCCCAUACAAAUACGAACUUUCGAAGUUUGUUUCGUUCAACAGCACGUUGAAAGAGCAGGUGGAUCCUACGAUACACACUGUCCUAAUGGCUAGGUCAAAAAUACCGGGGGUGUCUUUAACAGAGUUUGCUGCCUUUCUGCCUAAAUGGCAAACGAGUACCAACACCUUCCGUCCUCCGUAUUAUCAUCGCAACAUGGCAACUGAGAUUGGCGGUUUGAUAUACGGCCAAUACGGCGGAAGUUCAAGAGAGCAGGUCGCUGGAGGGUUGACACUAGAGAACAGUUAUAUGCCACAUGGAGAGUCCUACGAAGCAUGGGUGAAGGCAACAACCGAACCUUUGGAGAAUGUUUUGGUUGGACAAGACAGCCUGGGUUUCAUGCUUCAUAUUAGCUCGCAUUUCUCGGUCACCAAUUUUGCUAUGGAACGACACAACUGCAUCCGUCCACAGCGGGCUGCAUUCUGGGACAAUGUCAAAGGCCCGUUUCUUGACCAUAUUCCAGCUAUCAACAAGAUAUUGCAGGAGCAGGGACUUGCUCCUUUGGGAACACCUCAGUAA
This is a messenger RNA of Talaromyces stipitatus ATCC 10500, 1575 nucleotides long. Its product is annotated as homogentisate 1,2-dioxygenase, putative. NCBI's taxonomy places the organism in Eukaryota, Fungi, Ascomycota, Eurotiomycetes, Eurotiales, Trichocomaceae. The record is from RefSeq and is a predicted model, not a curated record. Gene Ontology annotation, cellular component: cytoplasm. The coding region runs from base 1 to 1575 and encodes 524 amino acids. The transcript is spliced from 6 exons. Gene Ontology annotation, biological process: L-phenylalanine catabolic process. Gene Ontology annotation, molecular function: homogentisate 1,2-dioxygenase activity.